GCCCGCCGAAUUUGUACGCAUACUUUGGUUUGCCACCCGCUUAGUUUUAGGUAAAGGAGGGCUGGAAUGUGGAAUUUACCUCCAAGGAAAUUCCAAUUGUGAUUGCGGCAUUCCCGAAUCCCGAGCCCUUAAUCGUAAACAGUGAAUUGAAAUGGAGUCAUUGCUAGGGUUUAUGGAAACCACGAGCAGCUUCGAUGUCGAUGUCGAUGUCGACCGAUCAUGCGACUACAAGUUGGUCCCGUGGCUUACCUGGGAUGAAUGGGACUUGGUCAGAGACUCUCUCUUCUCUUCUUCCCCACACUCCAUUACCUUAUCUCUUCAAAGAAUAACGGUGUGGCGAAGCAGAGGGUGUCUUCCUAUUGUGAUUGAAGUAACUGCUUCAAUUGUUGAAAUUCAGCAAAAAGACCCUUUUUUUAGAGUUGACCUUGGUGAUGAUGCUUUGGACUCGGAGGAGAUGCUGACGAUGCUAUAUUGCAUGGCAAUUGUGAGGCUUGUGAAUGGUGUUGUUGAGAAGACACGCAAGAAGACAGAGGUAUCAAUUGCAGAGGCAGCUGAUGCAAUCAAUAUUCCACGUAUGCUGAUUGAUAUUCGUCAUGAGGGUUCUCACCGUGAUCUCCCUUCACUUCGGUUGGUUCGUCUUGCUUCAAUUAAGGCGCUAGAUUGGUUGAAGUCUUAUUAUUGGGAGCUUCAAAAGAAGGCAAUUCCAUUUCAAAGUGAUGGCAUUGGUAGCCUGCGAAAAGAAAUCAAGUAUAGACUCUGUGAAUUGGCUUUUUGGUUGAAAAUCAAGCACACUAAAGGUUCAAGUCCUUCAUUAGCUAAGGGGAAACGGACUAAACAUUGCGAACAACUUUGCGGGCGUAAUUAGUUUCUCUCUCUUAUGGCCGGCAAACCCCAUACCCAAUCUUCAAAGUCUGCAGGUGAAUCCAUUCAAUGUCAUUUUUAAAAUUUUCCAGACGUACAUGGCAGUGGUGUUUUUCAGCUUUUUAUAGCCAGUCUUAUGCUAAGACGUGGUUCAAAAGUUGGGUUGUUUGAUUUUUAUUUUUUGUAAUUUUUUUUCCCCUUUCCUUUCCUCUCCUCUCUCUCCUCUAAGUGCCAUAUUAGGGGCUGGCUGUCUUGAAUUUUAAACCAAACUGGUUUUCCCUUGGUUCACCCGAAACCUUUACAACACCAACAGGUUUUCUCUCGGCUCACCUACAAUCCUUAUAACAAACUUCAAACAAAACAAGUAACUGGAUUUUCUUAGUUCAAUCCAAAACCAACCACCACCAAUCCACAAUUCCUAUCACUUCAACUACUAUGUUCACCUUGAGCUCCUAGGGUGUCUCUAAAUGAGAUUGAAGUGUAGGUGUAUGUAGGGCUGGGUAUAAAAAUAGCCGACUUGCAAAAUCCGUCCUAUCCGAUCCUACCCGCAGCGAAUUGGGCAGUUUCGGCAUAAGUUUAGGACGGAUGCAGGUCUAGUUUUAAGAAAAAGUUCUGGUUUGGAUCGGGUCUUGGUUGGACCCGCACUAAUCCAACCCACCUGCAGAUCAAUUUAAAAAAAAUUCUGUUUUGUUUUGUUAGUUUGAACGCUAGCAGCAAGCAGCAACCCAGCAGCUGCUUACUCUUUUAUAAUCUCUUAUCUCUCUCUCUCUUGCCGACUAUUGAAAGAAAGUGAAAGACUUCUUUGAUGAUGAUCUGAAGACAGACGGCGAGUUUUGACAUACAGAUAUAUAUACAUAUAUCAAUAUCAUAUAUAUAUAUAUAUCCAUGUUGUCCCUAAAGAUUAUCAAUAAAGCUUUUGUUGUUGAACAAAAAAAAAAAAUGUUGUCCCCAAAGAUUUGACAAUAAAACUAAGGAAUGCAUCAGGUAAUAUAUAUGUAUAUAUGAAUAUAUCAAUCAUCAUAUAUAUAUAUAUUCAUGUUGUUUUUCUUUUAAGAUUUGACAAUAAAACUAAAGAAUGCUCCAAUAAGAUGUAAUACUUUCUGAUAUGCUCCAAUAUAGUGAGGUGGACAUUGGUUAAGCUUGAUGAAUUGGUUAUGGAUGCUGUGGGGUGCUGGUGCUAUGCUUUGUUUGUAUUUUUUCUGGAGCUGCCUGUGUUCUAAUGGGUUUUUUUUGGUGUGUCGCAUCAGUGGGGUGAAUGGGCGUGAUUUGAGAUAUUAAUUUUGAAUGUAUAAGAUUUUUAAAUCUCAUGGCUAUUAGUUUUACAUGAAAAUAGUCCCAAAAAAAGUGGCCAAAAAACGAAAGGCCAACAAAAAAAUUUCAAGAAAAGCAGAAGCUUCAACCCGCACAUCCGAUUUGCACCCACCCGUGGAACCGAUUGACCCACCUACACAAACCGCAAACCAUAUUUCAGGCGGCUGCAGGUCCAAUUUUGUUAACCCGCAGCAAUGUGGGUCAGGUGUGACCCCAAUCCAGCCAAAACCGGCCCGCGACCAGCCAUAGGUGUAUGCGAUGGCAAUAAUAUAUUAACUACACAAGAAGGUUGAGAACAAUGCCUUCCACUAGCAAAGAGACCAAAGACUUUAAGGAGCAAUGUCUUGAAAGACUUGUGUUGAAGGUUGCUCUCCCUCUCUGGGGUUGGAUAAAAUGUGUGUAUAAGAGGUGUAUAAACUCUCUAGGUGUCUUCUCUCAUCAAAGAAUCCCUGAUGGGGCUUGGGUGUAUUUAUAGGAGGCAGUCCCUGGCAAUUAACAUUUAGUUUUUCAAAAUUUCUAAGUCUGUAGGCUUGCCCACACCACAAUUUUGGUCAGCCCAAUCUUAGUCUUCUGGAAUGCACUCUUGGGAUUCCAUUUUGUGUUGACUUACUUGUUUGCUUCUGUUAGUCCACAUGUGGGUAUGCAUGUAUGGAAGACAACCUAAAAGGCCUAUAUGGUUGACCAACCUAUAUGAUUGGUCUCCUGUGGAUUAGACACAACCCUAGUUGACCAAUCUUCAAUGUUAGUCGCCCGAACUGACUAAAUGAAUUGUAGAGCCCAUUCUCUAUGGUCUUCUUGAUCCCAUCCUUGUCUAAAGCUUUUUAUUUGCCGAUGAAGCUUUCCCGUACCAUCUUGCAUGCCAAUGAAGCUUUUCCAUAAUUCUUCAAGCUUCCAAGGCUCUAAGGCUUGUCCAAUAUACUCUCUUCACGAAAGUGGUCUAAGAAGCACAGGCAUGAAACACACCUAAGACAUGACCAUAUUGACAAAAUAGUUUAAAAAACAAUUUUGUGUUUCUUCGGGGUGUGGUUUGGUUUCUAUCUAAAAGCAUAUUACACAGUAAUGAAAUUCCCAACCUAAUGCUAGUACUAACAUUAACAUCUCUUUGUUAGUUCUUUUGGGGGUUGGGGGUGGUGGUUUACACUUGGGAAAUUUAGCCAAAAUCCCUUUAUUAGACCCGUAUUUGGCGAAAGGGACAGCCCAAUUUAUUUUGCUUCAUAACCUCCUAAGGAGGAGGCGCAUAAUUGAGUAAGGACAAAAUAAAAUAUCAUUUUUUUGUCUUGGACAAUAUUGCUAGAGUAACAUGUUAUUUUGAACCAGAGUAACAUGUUAUUGUUUACAUCAAUUUUGAAAGUAAUAAUAUAUAUAUAUUUUUUAAGAAUUUCAUAGUCAACAUGAUGAAGAUCAUGGAAAGAAGAAAAAGAGCAAAUCUGGAAUUUCACAUGAAGCACAUUUAGGGCAUCAAGAAUUAAAGAUUUGGAAUAAUUUUGAGUCUUCAUGUUAUUAUAGUAAGUUUUAGUAAUUAAGGGUAUAAUAGUAAUUCCAAUAAUUGUUGGACACGGGUUGUAUGGGUCACCCAUGGGUUUUAUUUUGGGUCAAGUUAUUAAAUGAAUUAUUAUAUAUGGGUUUUAUUAUGUUUAAAAUAAUCUUAGUGGUCAAAAGUUCAAGUUUCCUAUUUUGAUAUUGAAGUAGAAUUUAGAAGUCAUUAAAGUUUCCUAUUAUGAUUGAAGUAAAAUUGGAAGUCAUAGUUGGUCUAGAAUAUUAGUAAACUAAACCAAACCAAACCAAGCCAAGCCAAGCCUUAUGUCCCAUCAAAUAGGGUCGGCCACAUGAAUCCUUCUUCUCCACGCGGCUCUAUCAAAUACUAUUUCGUUAGUCAAAUUAAGUAGAUCCAUAUCUCUAUUUACAAUGCUAGUCAACAUUAAUCUUGGCUUAUCCGGUCCCCUAACACAUCUAUCUACCGUCAUUGCAUCGCCUCUCUUCAUUACUGCCUCUGUUGGUCUUCGUUGAAUAUGACCAAACCAAACCAUCUCAAUCGAUUCUCUUUCAACUUAUCUUCUAUCGGUGCUAUUCUUACCCAUUUUCGAAUAUACUCAUUCCUAAUUCUGUCUUGUCUAGUCUUGUCACACAUCUAUCUUAGCAUCCUAAUUCUGUCUUGUCCCCUAACACUUCUAUCUACCGUCACUACAUCACCUCUCUUCAUUAUUGCCUCUGUUGGUCUUCGUUGAAUAUGACCAAACCAAACCAUCUCAAUCGAUUAUCUCUCAACUUAUCUUCUAUCGGUGCUAUUCUUACCCAUUUUCGAAUAUACUCAUUCCUAAUUCUGUCUUGUCUAGUCUUGUCACACAUCCACCUUAACAUCCUCAUCUCAGCCACACAAAUCUAAUCUACAUGUCAUUUCUUGGUUGCUCAACACUCCGUCCCAUACAAUAUCGCUGGCCUAAUAGCUAUUCUAUAGAACUUACCUUUUAGUCUAGUGGGUAUUCGUUUAUUGCACAGUACUCCAGACGCAUUUCUCUACUUACACCGUUCUGCCUUAAUCCUAUGGGUCACAUCCGCAUCAAUCUCCCCCGCCGUUGUGAUAAUUGACUCUAAAUAACAAAAAUAUUCACUCUUAGGCAGUUCUUAGUUCUCAAUUUUCAUUUCUCCUCUGCCUUCAUUGUUACUGUUACUAAAUUUACACUUCGUGUACUCUGUCUUAGUUUUGCUUAUCCAGAAUCUUUUAGAUUCAAGUGUUUUUCUCAAAAUCUCCAACUUUGUGUUAACUCAUUCUCUAGUCUCAUCCACUAGCACGAUAUUAUCUGCAAAAAGCAUACACUAUGAUACGUCAUCUUGAAUAUUUCUUGUCAACUCAACCAUAACUAAAGCAAAAAGAUAAGGAUUUAAGGUAGAUCCUUGGUGUAACCCUACAGUGAUAGGAAAUUCUUUUGUCUCUCUAACAGGCGAUCUAAUAGUGGUCACCACCUCUUCAUACAUGUCCUUAAUCACAUUAAUGUAACCUUUUGUCACCCCUUUUUUCUCUAACACCCAAUAUAUUAUAUCUCGAGACACUCUAUCAUAUGCUUUCUCAAGGUCGAUAAACACCAUAUAAAUGUCUUUUUUAUUUUCUCUAUACUUUUCUGUUACUCUCCUCAAAAGAUAGAUCGCUUCCAUUGUUGACCUGCUAGGCAUAAACCUAAAUUGAUUUUCUGACACCUUUGUUAUAUCUUGCAAUCGGCGUUCCAUCACUCUCGCCCACACUUUCACUAUAUGACACAUUAGCUUGAUUCCUUUAUAGUUGUUGCAAUUCUGGAUAUCUUUUUUAUUCUUAUAGAUUGGCACUAAAUACUCUUCCUUCAGUCAUCUGGCAUAUUCCUAGUCAACAAAAUUUUGCUAAACAACCUAGUCAACCAAGCAACCCCCUUUUUUUCCAAACACUUCCAAGCUUCAAUAGGGAUAUCACCGGGUCCUAAAACCUUAUUUGAUUUCAUCUUCUUAAGUGCAAUCUCUACUUCAAAGUUCAUAAUUUUGUAAUAGAACCUAUAGUCUUGGUUUAUCGUAUUACUGGUUAUUUCUUUCCCAAUUGAUGUAUCUCCAUUUCCUCGUUUAAUAGUUUCUCAAAAUAGUUCUUCCAUGUCUCCUAAUCUUUUCAUCCUUCACCAAUACCUUAGGAUCCUCACUCUUGAUGCACUUAACUUGAUUAAAAUCUUUUAUUUUCCUCUCCCGUAUCUUAACAAGUUUGUGUGAUUGGCCUAUACUUUGCAAGGGUGAAGCACUUUUCUCUCUCUCUUGUUCUUGUUCUUCUUCUAUCCAGUAAGGUUACUGUUCAUGUUAUUGUUCACAAUGCUUAGAACAACCACCCAACUGUCCCUAAACACUUGUGUUUUCAUUCUCAAACCCUACCCUUUUACAAACCCUUAAACUCUUAUUUUUUUUAAAUACUUAUGUAGUCACAAAAUCCUACCAAAUUCAGCCCUAUAAGUCUACUAUUGCCGUUAAACCAGGCUCACUGCUUGUAGGAAAGUAAUCCUUACUCGUCCUACACAAGGUUGUUAAGAUCGCGAUCCGGAUCGUAGGAUCGUACGAUCCUACGAUCCAUUUUUGGAGAAUCGAUCUGGAUCGCAUGAUGAGUCGUAUUUUGUUCAGGAUCGUUGCAGGAUCGGUAGGAUCGUACGUGGGAUCGUAGGAUUGUAUUUGGAUCGCGAUCCUAUAUGAUCCUACUUUUGGGCUUUUUUCUGAUAUUUUUAUUACAGGUUUGAUGCAUUUUCUAAAGACCCACGAGUCCACGACAUGAGAUUAGGGCAAAAUAUUGGGGGAAAGUUGGUCACGAGAGCUGAGCAGCCUCCAUCCAGCCUCCAUCCAGAUUCCAAAUACCAUACCACCAAGGAAAAGUGCGCAGAUACCACCAAGGAAAAGUGCAGCUUCAUACGGGUUUGUGAAUUGAGUUAACAAUGUCUGCCUCUGGUUCUGGAAGAGGGAGGAAGAGGAAAAAUGUUGCGGGUAACCGAACGGAUCCUGGUUGGGAACAUGGAAUUGAAAUAGAUGCUGCAACCAAAAAGCUUUUGUUGAGCGGAUCAGAUUCAAAAAGUUAUCAAGUCAGUCAUAGUACAAUUCAUGUGCAGAGUCUAUUUGAUGAUUGGAAGCCUGUCGUUAAGAAAUUGUCAAAUAAAGAACCAGAGUUGCUUCUGAACCUUAUUAAGGCAAUCCUUGAAAAGAUUGAGACUCAAAAGGCCAUGGAAUAUGAAAGUGGUAACUGCUAUGUCUUAUUUCCAACAUGAGAACAUGCCAUAUCAGAGAGAAUACAACUGGGGUACACCACAUUGAAAGAGUUUCGGAUCUGUUUGAGUGGCUAGUCAGAAAUCUGAAGGGACUAAAGCCUAUAGGGCGGGGACAUUCUGCUAUUGUAACUGAAGGUUCUUCAAUAGAUACAAGUUUGCCAAAGGCAACUCCGGUGAAACUCCUACAAAAAUCUCUUCUGGUUUCAAGUCCUAGCAACAACCAGCUCAGGGAUGCGGCCUUAGUUCUCGCACAUAUGAUUGGAAAUCGCUCUUUGGUUCAGAAACUGAACAAACUAUGUUUUCUAGAUGCAUCAAAUCCUAAGUUUGAUGAAGAAAACUCUCCUGCCACGAGUUCUGAAAGGAACCUUGCUUGACUAGAGGAUUCUAUUCACCAAGCAGCCAAGAAGCUUGAGUUUGUUAAACGUCGCCAAGUGAAGAGCAAUGUGUUGAAGACAACGGAUGGUGAUGUGGGAAAUAAUAACCGAUGGGUUAUAACAAAAUCAUGGAACUCAUGUCCGAUCGGUAUGUUGCCCUGUGAUGUUGUUUGGCUUCCUGUUCUCGUCUGUGAUGAUGAUGAUAAAGAAGUUCUAAAGCCAUUAGAAAGCAAGGAAUAGAGGGCAUUGAACGAGGGUAUGCUCAAGUGAGGACUCGAUUGUGAUGUUGAGCUUUUUAGUAACUCGUGUGUUAACUUAAGAAGAUGAGGGGGAGUGAAGGUGUGUGUGAAUCGGAUGGUAAGGAUGAUACAUUGUCAGAAGGUGUCAAGGGCCGGCUGAUGAUUGGUGGGGUUUGGAAGAAAGUUGAGGAGGAAGAGGUGUUUGCCAUUGCAUCAGCUGUAAGGAUUUUGGUUUGAUUAUUACUCAGAGCAAGGAAUUUGCAGAAUAGCCGAGUCGAUUUUAAAUGGUUUAGUUUGGCUUAUCCUUUUUGCCCAUCCCAUUUUAUAUUUUUUUACUUCCAAUAGCUGUAUCUUUCUUCCUUUUUUGGUUGUUUUUAUUUAUUCAAAUUAGUCUAUGUUUAUUUAAUUUUGUGUGGGGAAGUAGUUUUGUAGGUUAAUCUUCAUAUAGUAGUGUACUAAAACCUAAUGCAGGACGUCCCUUGCUUUUCCUAAUGCAGGUAUGGUCCUGUACAAAAAAACAUUCACUUCUAUGUGCCCUUGGCCAAUGCUUGUACGUUUAUUGUGGGAAUAAAAGAAGAGAAAUGUUUAUGUUA
Molecule: messenger RNA, 8132 nt
Organism: Camellia sinensis
Lineage: Eukaryota; Viridiplantae; Streptophyta; Magnoliopsida; Ericales; Theaceae
Source: RefSeq, a predicted model, not a curated record